AUGGGAGUUUGCAAGGUUGAUACCGAACCACACUUCACUAGAUUCACAUCAGUUGACCUGAAUCGAGUUAUUGAGAUUGUUGACGACUAUGAGUUCUGGCAUACCAAGAACUUGGAGACUGCCUUGGAAACAGUACUUCAUCAGGAGAUACACAUGGAUGAGACUUCCCCACUGAUGCGAAUUACAUGUUUCUGGCAUCAAGAGCGAACACACCAAUUCUUCUUGGUGAUAAACUUCAAUCAUGUGGUCUCGGAUGGGCUUGGAACAAAGGCUGUUGUGGAGGACUUGUUAACAAUGUCCAACUCAUUGACUGAGGUUGAGGAUCUUGGUCAAUUGGAUAACAUUAUAUCAUUGGUUGAUGAGGGCACAUUCAAGAUGACCGGUACACUUGACAACCAUAAUCCAUCAAAGAUGACCAUCAUGGAAAAGUUGCCUGUCAUAGUCCACCACCACUACCUUCCAUCGAUCAUCAAGAGACAACUGAAUACCUUCUGGGCCGGAUCACAACGUCAAGAAUGGGACAGAUGUAACAGUCGUAUCAGAUUAUUGACCGUACCAAUGGACUCAUUCAUGUCAUUCGUGGAUAAUUGUUGGAAGAACAAGGUUACUCCCCACUCUGGAAUCUACACCAUCAUCUUGAAAUGUCUCUCAGAAGUGUUUGGUAAUGAACGUGCACUCUCCUUGCGUUCAUCGACCAUUGUCAACUUACGCAAACCUUGCAAGUUGGCUGACUCUGACCCUGGUCUAUACUUGUCAACGAUAAACAGGGACACUGUUGUCCCACCCAAGGCAUUAGAGGAACCCAGGAACUUCUGGGAUGAGACGUCCAAGUACAAGAACCACCUGAGGAAUAUGUUCACCAACUCCGUCAGAUACUCAAACAUGAUGGAGUACAUCACCAACGACUUCCCAAAUCGUGCACUGGAGUAUUGGUCAAAGAACAUUAGUGACUAUCCAAUGGGUCGUUCAUCCAGCUUCUUACUCAGCGAUAUGGGUCUGUACAAGAUAUCACAAGAAGGUGAAUGGACUUGCAAAGCAUUGAUGGCAAGUCAGACGGCAAUAGUCACUGGAGGCACAUUAAUGUUCUCUUUAGUUGGCAGUGAUACACAUGAGUCAUUCAUUGGAACAAUGAGUUAUCAGAGAGGAGCGAUCACCGAGGCAGAGGGCGAGCAUCUAGUUCAAGCAUUCAUCAAGAAUAUACACAAGUACUCAACAACACCAAGUAAUCUUAUCUCAAAACUUUAA
Molecule: messenger RNA, 1245 nt
Organism: Acytostelium subglobosum LB1
Lineage: Eukaryota; Evosea; Eumycetozoa; Acytosteliales; Acytosteliaceae
Exons: 1
Coding region: 1-1245 (414 amino acids)
Source: RefSeq, a predicted model, not a curated record